CAGAAAAUUUAUCGUGAAUACGCGGUGAAGACGUACACGUGGAGCUAGAAUUAUAGUUUUAAACCUUGCUUGUUGUUCCACUCCGACAUGAGGCUACUUUUUUUGGGCCUCUUAAUUUUUUGUGUUUCAUCUGUUUUGCCCAAUUCCAUUGAAGGUAAUGGAGCCGAAGACAGUUUGACGGAUGUCUCGGUCAAGGAAGCAAAGGUAUGCAUCAUAUGCGUGACGACCGGUCAAAGCGAGGAAGAGGAAGAAACCAACCCAUCUGAAAUUGGCGGCAUCAGCCCGGACGAGGUAACAUCGAAUUUGGAAAGAAGGAAAAAAUGGAAGAAGAAGUGGUUGCACAGAAGAGAAAAAAAUCGUUUUAUCGAUCACCAUCAUCACCACCAUCAUCAUCAUCAUCACCAUCGUUGGAGUAAAAAAGCCAAGCGAAUUGAGGAACGCAGAAACCGUUUGGCGAGCGGUAACAAGAAAUUCUACUCCAAAAUCCAGUACAAGGAGCGUUCGUCCCAAACCGACCAAUUGAACGAUGCCAUGGAUAAGAUGCUCACGCUUUUUUCGCAAACAUUGAACAGCGGAAACUCCACAUUUCACUUAAGGUUAAGUAAACCUCAAGAAGAUUUGAAAGUAGCUCCAUGGAUGUUCGUUCAAUUCGACGGUAGCGCUGGUUCGGAAGAAAAAAGGAUCACUAGUGAAUCAGACAACGCCAACAAACUGGAAACACCCGAAGGCGAAACCGAUAGCGAUGUCGAUGAUAACGAAGAUGACGCAAACGCUGAAGGCGACUCUAAAGUAUCUACCGAUGCGGAGGAUGAAUCACAAACAUCAGCUGAGGUUAGCAACGCAAAGGAAGAAGCCAAUAAAGCUACAGACGAUGAUGAUGAUGAUGAUGAUGACGACGAUGAGGAAGAUGCAGUUAGCGAAACCUCUGCCAAUAUUACUUGCGUCGAGAACAACAAUUCAAAACGGUUUAAUCUAAUUUCAAAGCCAUUACCUGUUGUGCUAUCCGACGGUGCCACCGAAUAUUACGUGAAGUUGCUUAGCCAACAGGAAAUGCAAUGUACAAAUGGAUCGUCAGUAGAGCCAUCUGCAGGAUUACCGAAAGCUGAGGGUAAACACCAGAAGAUGAGCAGAAAGCUAAGGCGAGCUCACGCCCGACGUUACUCACGAAAAACCUUUACACGAGUAGAAGGUAUAGAAUUGAUUGAAAGAAGUGGCGAUGUCAUGAUCGGUUCGAGAGAGAAUUCAUCUGUCCAUGUCGUCGAUGUUCAGUUGCAAAUUGGCCCACUGACAUUCGUCAUGGGGAAAAAAGCUGUUUUUCCGUUUAAGAAAUCACGCGUUGCAUUUCCUGCAUUGAUGGCUCGCCUACGCCUAAAGGUUUUGAAUGGUCAGCUGAUGUCAGCAAGGUUCAAGCCUAAGAAAAUCCAACCAAGUGAAGCAAUUGUCAGCCUCCAACUGGGACAAGAUGAUGAAUUAACCGGCACUCAACAAGUAAUUGCCCAACUUGUAAGUUACCUCAGUCAAGAAACUACAAAUGCUUGGAACACCAAAUACCUUCUCCGUCGUCUCAAAGGCCGAUUUAAGCACCUCUACAUUGGUAAGGCAGGACACAAAAAACUUGAUUUCACCAAUGAAGACGCCAAGGUACUUGUCAAGCUGCUGCUCGAGUCCACUUCGGAUCAGAAACAGCCUUCAACAGAACACCCAUCGACAGAUGCUCCUGCAUUGAAUUUCGAAAAUCGUGAAGUUUUGUCGGAAGUAACAACAUCAAGGCCCCUAAUCCGCUAAUCCUACAAUUUUGCUACAAUCUUAAAACACUGUAACGAGCCAGUCAAUAAGUUUUUGAUUCACCAUUCCGUUUGUUAGUCAUUUAGAGCAGAAAUUCAUAAACACAAACAGAUGGAAGUGUUUUACUGUAGUUUGGAGCCAAUCGAAAAAUACAUGGUUUUCCUUUACA
Molecule: messenger RNA, 1954 nt
Organism: Daphnia carinata
Lineage: Eukaryota; Metazoa; Arthropoda; Branchiopoda; Diplostraca; Daphniidae
Exons: 6
Coding region: 88-1785 (565 amino acids)
Source: RefSeq, a predicted model, not a curated record